GGCAAUAGUGAUUGGCUUUAAACCCUACCCAAAGCCCCCUUCCCAUUUCGUUCACGCUUCAGUGCUUCUUCUCUAUCAAUUCCCGCUAGAGAGAGAGAGAGAGAGCUCCGACAAUGGCAUGGCGAGGUUCCCUUUCCAGAUCGGUGAUGGCCACAGCUAGGUCUUCAACCAUCCGCAGCUCGCCGCCUCUCCCCCGCCUCCGUCCGCCGCCUCUCGCGGCCCCUCGCCUCCAAUCUCGCCGCCUCUCCUUCGCCAAUCCCAGGAACUUGGGAGAAUUGGGUUGCGUUCAAUCGCUUCUGCCGCUGGUCGCCGGACCCUGCCUCACGUCACACAUGGCCAUCCGAUUGCGGGCUUGUUGCGAGCUGUCUCACGGGAGGAAUGGAAAAGAUGGGUGAUGCGCGGAGCUUUCACAGUGAUCAAAAGGCGGAGCAAUGAUGCUGCAUUGUACUUGAGAUUAGACCAUUGGAUCAGCACAGGGAGGGCAAGAUAUAUUUGGGGCAGUUAUAGGAGUUGGUGGGAACUUUACUUUUGCUGUAGGAAAUACUACCAUAAUAAUCUCUGUUUCUACUCUGUUUUCUCAAACUUGAGAAUCUGGAACUUUUGUGAAGUUGUGUAGACGAGGUCAGGCUAUGGUAGAGCCCUAACUUGUUUUCA
Messenger RNA from Rhododendron vialii, 654 nucleotides. RefSeq lists its product as uncharacterized. The record is from RefSeq and is a predicted model, not a curated record. The coding region runs from base 114 to 395 and encodes 93 amino acids. NCBI's taxonomy places the organism in Eukaryota, Viridiplantae, Streptophyta, Magnoliopsida, Ericales, Ericaceae. The transcript is spliced from 4 exons.